Messenger RNA from Lottia gigantea (owl limpet), 861 nucleotides. RefSeq lists its product as hypothetical. Gene Ontology annotation, biological process: sulfation. Gene Ontology annotation, cellular component: cytoplasm. NCBI's taxonomy places the organism in Eukaryota, Metazoa, Mollusca, Gastropoda, Lottiidae. The coding region runs from base 1 to 861 and encodes 286 amino acids. Gene Ontology annotation, molecular function: sulfotransferase activity. The transcript has 5 exons. The record is from RefSeq and is a predicted model, not a curated record.
AUGUCGGUAGUAGAAGUUAAAGAUGCUUGUGGUAAAACCUACAAAUACAUCGAACAUAAUGGUUUUAAAUUUGUUAAUUUGAAUAUUGAGAGUGUCAGGAAUUAUGAGAGUUUUAAACUAAGGGAAAGUGAUACCUUGAUUUGUGCCUAUAGUAAAUCUGGAACUCAUUGGAUAUGGGAAAUAUGUCGAAUGUUACUGGCCGGAACAACUGAUUUGAAAAUCAUUGACAAGGAGACUCAGAUGAUAGAACUAUCGGACCACAAAGAUAUAGAGAACCAGCCAUCUCCAAGACUCAUCAAUACUCAUGUUAACUACGAUCUGCUACCAAAUGAUUUCUGGAAGUACAAAAAUAGGAUUGUGUACUUAAGAAGAAAUCCGAAAGAUCUGGCAGUAUCGUUUUACAACCAUGCUGUGAAAAUUAAGAAUGCGUAUGGUUAUGAUGGAGAGUGGAAGGAUUUCCUUGAGCUAUUUAUAGAUGGUAAAACUGAUAAUGGUUCAUGGUUUGAGUAUGUACUGCAAUGGGAAAGAGUAAUAGAGAAUUCAACUGAUGUAGAGAUUCUAGAUGUUACAUUUGAGGAUUUGAAACAGAAUCCCGUGCAAGAAAUCCAUCGACUCUGUAAGUUUUUUGAUUUAUCGUUAACUGAUGAAUUCAUUAGAGAAGUAAAAGACCAUUGUGAGUUUAAAAAGUUAAAAGAGAGAAAAGGGUAUUUUUUAACUACACCUGAUGGAGAAUCGUCACUAUAUAGAAAGGGUGAGGUAGGAGAUUGGAAAAACUGGUUUACAGUGGCACAAAAUGAACUUUUUGAUAGCAUAUACAAGAAGAGAAUGAUAGGAUCCAAACUAGAGUUUAAAUAUCAAUAG